GAACUCUCCUCUGAGUCGCGGGUAAGCAAGUCCGUAGGCUUGACCGGAGUUUGCCCCCGAGUCUAUUUCUCAUGGUGCGGAGUGAGAACUCCGCCGCCUGAUGCUUCGGGCAUGGAGUGAGAAUUCCACAAUUCCCCUACUCUCACCCGGGAUACCUAAACAGACUCCCCCCCCCCCCUGCCCGGGCGCGAGCAACGUCUCCCAGUGUAGGUAAGCUUCCCCCCGUUUAUAGGGGCUACAGCACUGGAAAGACCGGGUUCCGGAGGCCUUUAGUAGCCCCUCACGUACGAGCUAUACGAACUGGCUUACUGGGGCUGAAGAGGUUAUGGCGGUAGGCCGGCUCCAAGAACUUGACCUACGGGUGGCUCGGCGGCAGGUGGAGGAGUCGAAGAAGCGGGCGAGCCGAAGCCGGGCCCGGCUUCAGAACGGAGGUGAGCUCGUAGCUGCCGAAGCCCACGAGCUUCGGGCCCGGAAAGCCGAGCUUCUAGCCCAGAAGCUCGCAGCCAAAGAAGCCCGGGAGGCUCGCCAGGCUAGAAACCAGGCCCAGAAGCAGCUCCACCAGGCUGGAAUUAAGGCCCGGAAAGAAGAGCGUUUCCGGAAGAAGAGCCUGGCUACUCUUCAGGGAUUAGGCCUCCCAAUUCCUCCGGAAUUAGAGGUCCCAAUUCCUGAUCCAGAAACCCUCGAAAGUGAGGGCGAAUAUGAGAAUGGGAGUGGGAAUGGGAGCGGGAAUGGGAGUGAUCAUGGGAAUGAGGAAAUGAUAAUUUUUUAAAAUGGUGAAAUUUUGUACCUUUACAUACAAUUUACUAUAGGGAGGUACUUAGGACUACAAUUUUUCUCGUGCGCGCACUUCGCUUCCCCUCCAUUUCUCGUGCGCGCGGAUCGCUUCCUCCAACCUUGAGCGAAGCGAAAAGUUGGUUACGACGAUUAUGCGUUAUGCGCGUUGCACUUUACGCGUGGGAGCUUGGACAAUUACAAAAUCGGGUCUCCCAACCGAACAAAGCGCCAACGUAUGCGGGCGAACAGACACGAUACGCCACUCCGACACAGAACUAUCUAUAUUCAAUGGCCCAACAUCAUGGAGCCUUCCUUCAAGAGACAGAGGAUAUCGGCGACGCAAGGACAGCAGCGACACAGCCCGGGUUAUGAUGGCCACAGCAGAUCCUACGACCCCCCCACCUUCCGACAACCUCCCAAUCCGAUCAACAGCGCGAUUUACAACCGCAAUAAUGACUCCACCAAGUUCUACGGGCCAGUUAACGCGCGAGAAGGCCCUGCCAACCCCGAAGAUGCUGAGUUUGACGACGACGAAGAGUCCGGAGAGGAAUUCUACGGAGAGGAUGCUCCAGAAGCCGACCUACAAGCGACGAGGCAGGAGCUCGACAACAAUCUGAAGUCGACAUUCGAGGCUAUCUUUGAGAAGUACGGUAAGGAUUUUACUGGAGUCGGAGACGAAAUCGAUUUGCGAACGGGCGGGAUCAUAGUCGAUAACGGGCAUGUCGCGGAAAUGCAUGCCGAGACUGAUGCUGGGGAAGCUAGGGGCAGGGGAAUGCUGAGAGCAUUCACUGAGGAGCCUAAACACGCACGGCUCCCGCAGGAGGAUGUGGAGGGGUCCGACGCUACGGAUGAUGCGCAUGAAGAUACGGACACGGACUAUCAUGCCCGCGGAAGACAAAUGCUGCGAGCUUUCACCCAAGAACCCGAGUUUGGACGAGAUGAGGACGAGAACGAGUAUGAUGGGGAUACGAGCAAGCUAAAUCCCAUUGAUGAAGACGAGAGCGACGACGAUGAUAUACUCUAUCAAAGCAGUGGUGUUAUCCCUGCAAAAUCUAUGGCGCCGCCUCCCAGGCCACCCAUUUACAAACAAUAUCAACAGAAACCACAGUCUAGGUUUCACGCGCCGAAAUCCGUUCCAAGACAACGACUAUGGAGCACUGGAGCUGUCGACACAUCGGAACCAGACAUCCUCGGGCAGUUCGGCCAGGAGCUUGGCCCGCGAAUCGUCGAAUACGUAUCGAGGCAAAAAUCAGUCGAUGAAGGAAGCAUCGAUCCGAAAUGGCGUACCCCAGCCCUGCCAGCAGCAACGGCAGGAAAAAGGCCAAUUCUCAAGUCCAUGAUUCUCCAACCUGAUAUCGAACGCUCACGCUCGCCAAAUGGAGACUCGUUGUGGGCUCCCCAGAAGAAGCGACGGCGCAGAUGGCGCAAGGCUCAGAUGAUGGAUAAAGGACCCUCUGGGGAAAGCGAGACGGUUCUGCGAGAUCGAACGGUUAUUCCGAGGGAGAAGAUUACGAGAUCGAGUGUGUCUGCGCAAGCAGCUCUCCCGCCCAAGAGUGGCCAGGUUGAUGCGCCACAGAACCCACCACUGCAGGAUUUGGCGUCUGAUAGUGCAGGCCAGAAUGCCGAUGAUGACCCUUUCGGCGACAAUGAGCCAGGUAAUGAUGGUAGCCCCGGAGAUUCUGCAGCCGGAAUUUCUUACAGUCCCAAGCUAGCAAGACGCAAGAACCAAAGGCCCGGAAAAAGUAUAAUGUGUGUCCCGAGGAACAAAUACACGGACGCAGAAGACAAACAGAUACUGGAAUGGUGCAAGUAUGUCUACCACGAGACAGAGUUUGGUUUCUGGGGCGAACCACAUUGGGAGUUGCUGAGCCAAAAGAACCCCAGGCAUAGUGGCACGGCUUACAGGCAGCGUUAUCGCAAGUUCUAUGACCGAAAUGGGGGCCAGCAUCUAUUUCUUGAACUAGGGAUGGCUAGCCAAGACGCCCCUAAAGAUUCGAGCGUGGAACCAGGCCCUCCAACAGACAGUGACGCAACCGUGCGCUCGCCCAGAUUGAAUCAAACUACUGAAGGUCCGCCUUUUGUUGAGCAUACCUUUGCUAAAACUAUGGCGGCGUUCCAGAAAGUAUCCGAUCCUCCGGAGAUACAGCCUAUACCUCCGGCGGAGGGGAGUCCUGUCGAGGGUACACCGAAAGAAGCCGCUGGAAAGCCCCCUCGUGGUGCAACAGCACGCUUUGAGCCAUUCAAAGAACUUCUCCAUAAGCUCUACAUAGUAGAGGGACGCUCCCUAACCAAAGUGAUGAGGAUUAUGGAACUCCAACAUGAGUUCACAGAGAACCAUUCGCAAUAUAGGAAACACUUCAGGGAGUGGGGUUUCAAAAAGACUGGGCAUUGGUGGGAGCAACCAGAGUAUGCGGGGAUGACGUACUUCGAAGCAUUUAACAAGUUUCGAAGAAAAGAGCGAAAGAAAAACAACCAAUUGAGGAAGAUGGCAAUGAAAGGGGUUAUAUUACCAACGCCAGAUCCCGACGAGAUGGAUCAGGUCGAGCCGCAGAACAUAGAGCGGAGAGCGAGGCGAAUGAAGCGUCUAGAGAAGACGGGUCAACUGCCAGCGCUUGAUCACGAUGAGACUGAACAAAGCCUGGCUGAGAUAGGCGACGACCAAGGCAAUGAUGACAGUGGUCCUCUUUUUGAGCGAGGAGAUGACGACCAAAGUUAUAAUGAUCCCGGUCCCAUUUUUGAGCGAGGAGAUUCCUAUGACUUCUCGAAACUUCUCCAGGGGGCAUCGGAUUAUAUCUCGCCAAACUCAGCAACAGCGAUGGAGGGGGAAGACCAAAUGGUUGAGCUUCCCAAGAAUAGAAGCGAACACAACCACAGCCCGGAAAUCAUCUACGCCGGUCGAAGCCUCCGCUCGAGGGUAAUCCCAAAUUCUCAGUCCUCUCAGGAUCUGAUGUCACCAAGUACGAGCCAGGCGAAGCAGGAUAAGGUUACAGCGCCAAUGGAGGCGUUGAGCAGGGAUGCUCUUGAUCCCUCCUAUAUGUUCUCUGACGAAGAGGACGAAGCUGCGCCGGUAGCGCCACAGACUGGCACGUCGGAUCCCCAAACCUCUUCUGCGACAACCGAGUCCCCCAAACCUCAACCUCUGAGUGACUCGGCACCUUUGAUAACACCACCAGCACAAGAGCCGGAUGUCCCAUCUCAAGACACCCCCGCAAAGACGUCACCUGCCAAACAGCGCGAUGCUGUCACGACUUCUGUGGAAAUUAAGGACGAGCCAGAGACUGUUGGUGGCGGGUUAGGUGAUAUCUACUCUCUCCCACGCAGCCCACCACGCCUUCCCACAGCGCCACACCCAGCUACAUCCGGCAGCGGCCUUCGCGUCAUAAUCACACAACCCGACAGCUCCUCACCUCUGACUUCUCCAGCUCGCACCCACACCCCACCAAACACCCUCCCUACCUCCUCCGCCUCCAAAGCUACUCCGAAACGCAGAACAGUGCGUGAAUCAACGCUGCGACGCAGUCAGGCGUCUCUACUAAGAUUAUCAGCUACACCGACGCCUCGACGGAAUCCGCUGGAGAGAUCGACGAGUAGACCCCGCUUUGUGUCUCGGUCGGGGAAGGGAUCGGUGCGCUCGCGCGCGUCUAUGACGCCGCUUUCAAUGCUGGCUGUGCGGUCGCCUUUGCGACAUGACGACGAGGAGAACGAAGAUGAAGAUGGGGGUCAGGAUGUUAUCCAACCUCUGUCCCGGCGCAGUAGGGCCGUUGGGGGUGGGAUGUCAUAUCUUUCGACUCCAAAGGGUGAUGGCGCGGGUGCGUCCGUAACGGGGACACCGUCCCGGCGAGGUGGAAUAAAACAUGGUAAUGAAAUGAAAAGUGAGGAUGGGAAGAUGAUCCAGACGCCCGGUGGUGCGUGGAGGAGGUGCGGAGAGAGCGGGUAUAAAUGUGGGAGGGGGUUUUGCUUUCGGUGCUCUGUUGGUGGGGAGGGGGAGGUUGGUAUGUGAGCAGCAGGUUCUGGCUAGGAGCAGGUGGGAAUUUUGUCGUAGUACCCCCCUGCCGCAUAGGAUAGGGAGGUUGCUAGCUUAUGUCCACAAUCACGCUCUAGAGCGGUUGUCUUCAGGGUUUUACUCAAAAAAAUAGUAAAAAUAAUUAUUCUAACGCUCCAAAUUCAGAUUUUGGGCGGCAUGAGAUCAUCAGAGGAUUGUAAAUGGCCAUUCAAAUAAUUAACAAUAAUUGAUACGCU
Molecule: messenger RNA, 5013 nt
Organism: Pseudogymnoascus destructans
Lineage: Eukaryota; Fungi; Ascomycota; Leotiomycetes; Thelebolales; Thelebolaceae
Exons: 3
Coding region: 1010-4774 (1254 amino acids)
Cellular component (GO): nucleus
Molecular function (GO): histone binding; protein heterodimerization activity
Source: RefSeq, a predicted model, not a curated record